ACCGCUGGAACUGCCAUCCCACUCCUUUUCUUCAAGCUCGGGACAAGAAAGACAAGGUGUGAAGACAAACACCGGAAAGAUGAUUGGAGGGAAACUUAACUUAUGGAGUUGCCGCAAGAUGAUGCUCGCCUCAUUCUUGGGCAUCAUUGUGUUGCUGUCUUUCAUGAACACCUGUUUUGCCAGUGACCAAUACCACCAAAGAUCAUCUUGGGAAAAGAAGCGUGUGGAACCUGACUUUUUAUUUGAAAUGACUCGUACUAUAAGGAAGGCACUGGAGAAUUUGAUUGGUAAAGAGAACUUUCAGAUGCUGAAUGAGAAUAUGUCUAACCUGCUUUGGAUAAUUUCCUCUGGAAUCUCUUCAGCCUUAUCUGUUGUGGCUCGAAUUGUAGGACAGUUUCUUACAUCCUUUGGAUUGGCUGGAGAUGGAUUAACACAGUUUCUGAAGCUGAGCCCUGACCAGGUUCAGGCACUGCUGCUCUGGAGCCUGGCUGCCCUGAUUAGCUAUUGGGUGCUCUCGCUGCUGUUCAGCCUGGUGCUCACUAUCUUGAGCCGCAUCAUGUGGGGCCUCAAGUUUCUUCUCUUUGGAGGCUGCUUUGCAUUUAUUGUGUUUACCGUGCCUGACCGUCCGGUACAGGUUGUACUUCUAUUGGCCUUGCUGACUCUCUAUGUCUUGCUGGGUUGGCUGAGUGGAUCCUAUCGCUCUGGUGCGAGGCUGGAGGCUAAAGUGCACAGCUUGGAGCGCCAAGUGGAGGAACUGCAACGCCGGCAGAGACGGUCUCCCCGAUACCUGGAUGAAGAAUAAAAUUUCAGGCAGGAGGCUGACCACAUUUCCUCCAAGAAGCAGCUGCAUUUCCCUCCUCCUCUAUCCCUUACAUUACUUCUUUUUCAGUCUGUCGAUGUUCCUGGAUGGUAUCUUUCCCACCCACUACCAUUUAGGAGGAUGGCAGUCCUCCCUAAGAAAAUGAUUGCACCUGACCUACUAUAGCUUUUCAGCUGGUCGUGACUUUUAGAAAAGCUCUUUCUCUACUUUUGUCUCGUUCUUUUCGUUCCCCUUCUCAGGCCCCGUUUUCCCCACUCUGUUUUUCAUUUCAUUCACGGCAGCUUCUUUAAAGACAACAGGCCUGGUAACAAACAAUGCUUAUUUCUUAAAAGAAAAAACAAACAAACCAGAAUUUCGUGACUGGGGAUAAGAGAAUGAGGAUUUACACAGUUCACCACCGGCCCUUGGACGUGAUUAUUCCACACUAUCAUGCUCAUAUUUAUAAAACUCAGUGCCUCUGGGAUAGUUAAGGAUGACUACUCUGUUUGUGGUGCUCCAUGCAGCAAUCAGGACAUUGUGUGUGUUGAAGUUGUUUUAAUGCAAGCCAAAGAUGCCUUUUAAAAGCAAGUUUACAUCAUUUUCUUAUGCAUGCCAGUGCUCUGUGUGAGAUAAUUUAAGACGGGUUCUGACAAGUGUUCACCUGCUGAUCCAGAACAGAGAUAAGCCAUAAACAAACAAUCAAGGGAAUAUGCACAGGCCUUCCCUCCAGACUGAAUUUAUACUGCAAGUAAGCAAAACCAUAAAUUCAGACUUAAGACUUCUUUGCCUAUUGGAGAAUGGAGACCUGUUGUUUACAGUACAUAUAAGAAAAUGUACUGUUAGCAACAUAUUGUUUGCCUUUAUAUGUAUAUAUAUAUUUUAGAUAAUUUGAAUAGUUUGUUACUGUUUUCCAAAUAAAGGCUAUCUAAUC
Protobothrops mucrosquamatus (brown spotted pit viper) is the source of this 1730-nucleotide messenger RNA. RefSeq names its product transmembrane protein 109 (gene TMEM109). The transcript has 4 exons. NCBI's taxonomy places the organism in Eukaryota, Metazoa, Chordata, Lepidosauria, Squamata, Viperidae. The record is from RefSeq and is a predicted model, not a curated record. Gene Ontology annotation, biological process: intrinsic apoptotic signaling pathway in response to DNA damage by p53 class mediator; cellular response to gamma radiation. Bases 80 to 802 code for a protein of 240 amino acids.